CUGACCUCAAGUGAGUCAACCUCACGAUUCUCGUACCAACCCAUUUUCCUCCGUUCUUUAUAUUCCGGGACUGGAACCACUUAUUUCGAGCAAUUAUCUCGCCCAAGUCCUCCACGGCAAAGUACUCUCAACUUCGACAUGUCAACGUACAACAUCGUGGUUGUGGGUGCUGGAGUCACCGGCCUCACAACUGCUCUAUUGCUCUCCAAAACCCCGGCCAACAAAGUUACGGUGAUCGCCAAGCAUAUGCCCGGAGAUUAUGACAUUGAAUAUGCAUCUCCUUGGGCCGGUGCUAGCUACAUGCCCUUCGGUAAGAAGGGAAGCGACCACGCCGAGUGGGAGCGAGCCACCUGGCCAGCGCUGCGGGAUUUGGCCGAGCAUCAACCAGAAUCGGGCAUUCACUUCCAGGAUAUUACGAUUCACAAUCGCCUCAAGGAUCAGAAUACCGCUACCGGUCAGUGGUCUGCAGAGUUGACCUCGGCCAACCCCUGGUUCAAGGACUUUGUUCUCAACUUUCAAAAUCUGCCUCGCGAUCAGCUACCGCCAGGUAUUGACAACGCUCAAAGGUUCACAUCCGUCUGCAUCAACACUGCAAUCUACCUUCCAUGGUUGGUCAGUCAGUGCAUGAAGAAUGGCUGUGUAUUUAAGAGAGCUGUGUUGAAGCACAUAUCCGAGGCCGCUGAGACACAUCAUUCUGGUAAAAAGGCCAAUGUCGUGGUCAACUGCACUGGAUUGGCCUCUCGUACUCUCGGUGGAGUGGCCGACGAUCAAGUUUACCCCGUCCGUGGCCAGAUCAUGAUCGUGCGGAAUGACCCUGGAUCAAUGACCUCUAUUUCCGGCUCCGAUGACGGCGGAGAUGAGGUUUCUUAUAUCUUCCCCCGUGCGGCAGGUUCGUGCACAUUCCCAAACAAGCAUCGCAGAACUAACAUCAGCCAGGUGGUGGUACUGUAAUUGGCGGAACUUAUCAGAAGAACAACUGGGAUCCGCUGCCAGAUCCGAACUUUGCCAACAGAAUUAUGCAGCGCGCCCUCAAGCUUGAUCCUCGACUCGUGAAGGAGGGGCAGGGAGUCGAGGGUUUGGAUAUUGUACGACAUGGAGUUGGCCUGCGUCCGGCUAGAACUGAUGGCCCUCGGAUCGAGAAAGACCAAGUUGACGGCGUCAAAGUCGUGCAUAAUUAUGGCCAUGGAGGGUUUGGAUACCAAGUCUCUUUCAGCUGCGCUGAGAAGGCUGUCGGCCUGGUCAACGAGAUUAUCCAGCAACAACACGACCGAGCAAAGUUGUAGAUAGGUUGCCUGUGGGGAUGGUCUUUUAGAUGAUUAAAGAUAGCAGCAAUCAAUAAUCUCGAUGACGACGGUGCUAUCUACGUCUGAUCAGAACUACUACUCGGUAAAGCAAAUUUCGUUAAUCUCAUACCAGCUAUGUGCAUUCUUGUGACGC
Molecule: messenger RNA, 1437 nt
Organism: Penicillium brasilianum
Lineage: Eukaryota; Fungi; Ascomycota; Eurotiomycetes; Eurotiales; Aspergillaceae
Source: the annotation of a GenBank genome assembly